Molecule: messenger RNA, 19043 nt
Organism: Paramuricea clavata
Lineage: Eukaryota; Metazoa; Cnidaria; Anthozoa; Malacalcyonacea; Plexauridae
Source: the annotation of a GenBank genome assembly
UACACAUCAACACGGAUAGGCCUUGAGGCUAAGUUAUAAAGCGGCUACUGAUUGGUUUUCUGUAUAAAUAUUUUACUGAAAACUGAUUGGCUCCUUGGAAACGGAAUGUUCAGCUCGACCGCUUAUAAGCAGACCGUUUAUGCCAUAAGUACGUCAUUCUGCAGGCCCAAGAAGACUAUUGAAAGAUCAAGCGUAUUUUAUCACCUUUACGAAAUAAACUGAUAUGGCGAGAGUUCCUUUUCGUCGGUUAGAAGAGACUGAAAUACGGAAGCCUUCCAAAGUACGCUUGGUUUUCUUGAUAUUUCUACUGCUGCUAAUUAUUCUAUCCGGAAUCUUCAUUCUGCUGUAUUUUAAAGUCUUUAAAGUCAAUAAAGAAAAGGCCAAACCUUGUAGCUCUCCUGCUUGUAUCAGUGCUGCAGGUAUGUUUGGGGCGCUUUCAUUUCGUGCUUUGCUGGGACAGAAUAUAACUACAAAAUAAUUCAAAUAAUUAAUGAUUUUUUUCUGUGUUCGGCUAGUAUUCCAAAGGUUGUACAGUAGGUUCGAUUCUCACCGUGGCCAGGCAUAUUUUUCAAGCUUGCCCGGUGUGUUUAUACACUCAGAGUAACAUCACAAACAUCCAUUAAUUUAAUGAUUUAUUGAAAUGUAUAUAUACUCAUUAUGGCCUAUGAGUGCAUACUUAUUGCUCAAACAGCCUCUUCCGUUUGCAAUAUUCGGUAUUCUGUUACUAGCAAAACAAUGAAUUCUGCGGAAUCACGAACCGUGACUUAUUUCAGCCAUCAAAACAUCUCACCUUUUAUCUUGUUCUGGCAAAGCGCGAUAAUAAAUUAACAGUUCCUAAAAAUAAAAAAUAACAUGUCUUUACACCUUAUCGGGGUUGCGUACAUUUCAGUCUGUGGUGUUCAGCAUGUAAGUUUCUAUAACCCUGCAACAUUCCAGCAAGACAGGAAGUUUAAUUCACACAAUAAAGCAUUCAUUCAGUCAAUAUAGUUUUUAGUGAACCUAUGUCGUAGAACAUAUUUCAAAUCUGCUCCUUAUAUAAUUAUGUAAUAAUUCAUAUUUUGUUUUAACAUUUGUGUUAACAUUUCAUUGUGUGAAAAUCGUCAUAUGUAUAUAGAAUAAUUUCAUGCUGAAAGCCACUGACUCAGGAAUUCCAGUUCAAUUAUAUGCGUGGCCGUCUCUAAACGGAUUCCAUGCAUUCCUUUUUCGACUGGUUAGAUUGCAGGUGUUUCUAUUCGCCCAGGUAUAAUCCUUCUUGCAGCCCGAAAUUGUUCCGCUUUUCAUUGGCGGUUUCCUUCUUAAACAUGCAGCGGCUUUCGUUUGCAAAAUUUUUCUAUUACUAGCAAAGUAAUGAAUUUCUGGGAAAUCACGAACCGUGACUAAUUUCAACCCAUCAAAACAUCUCACCUUUCAUGAUCUAGUUCUGGCAAAGAGGGAUAAUAAAUUAACAGUUCCUAAAAAUCGAAAAUAACAUAGUCUUUACUCUUUACACCCUGUCGGGGUUGCGUGUUUCAGUCUGUGGUAUUCGGCAACAUGUAGUUUCUAUAACCCUGCAAAAUUCCAGCAACACAGGAAGUUUAAUUCACACAAUAAAGCAUUCACUGUCAUGGAAGAGGCAAAUAUUUAAUCUAUAUAUUAAAUAGCUAUUACCAACAUAUGUAGAGAUUCUAUAACUGUUGACUUGAGGUUAUAUAUACGUCUAGUUCAGGGUCACUGAUAAAGAAAAUCUGCGAAUAUACCCGUUUUCAAAAUUACGCGACCUACCCGAAGAAUGAUCUUAGUUCGAAUCAGUAGCUUUUUUUUAUUUUCACGCAAACUGCUAAAAGUACUAGUAAAACUAAAAUUUCUUCCAACUCGCCUAGUUGCAGUUAAACCGCAGCCGCCCGAUCUACCUCCCCAUACGCCGCAUGCUGUAUACAACUUGUCGACUAUCUUGUAGAUCUAGGGGAUAACCUCGCUAUAUAAAUGCCCAUUUAUAGAAGAAUAUCGUAUAACUUUAUAAAACUAUGGAGGUUGAAAGUAGCACGACAUUUUAAGAGCGUAUGAAGAUGUGAAUUUUCAUUGAAAUUCGGCUAAAUUUAAAGGCAACACACUAGGAGUCUAUAUAGCCUGUGGAGUCGUACUAGAAGAGAUUGCCCCUUUGACGGCCUGAGAAAAUCAGAUCCAUCUUAGGCACUCUGGCACUGCCAGUUCAGCCAACAAGACCAGUACAAACAAAUCUUUAAUUUAACUCGCGAACUAAAGAUGUCACAAGAACACAAGCAUCGAGAAAUCAGUUGCGUUCGCCGAUGGCGAUGCCAUUCGAUUCCGCAUUCCACUCCGCCUUUCAGUGAGCGAAAUUUAAUAGCAUGCAGUCAUUUAAUUUAUUUUGCUAAACAUUUUGCCUAAAUAGAGUUAGAGCGAUAAUGUUAUAAAACUAGCUAUAGUCCCGUGUGCAAGAUUUUCAAUUCUUCUUAUCUCGAAAAUCGUUUACCCGUUGCUUGGAAGUUAGCAGAUGUAAUUCCCAUUUCAAAACAGAAGCCUGUACGAACUGUAAACAAGGAUUUAAGGCCCGUUUCGUUAACACCAAUAGUCUCAAAACUAGCCGAGGAAGUGGUAGUUGAACAGUUCAUUAAACCGGCGAUUCUCAAAGUCGUGGAUCCUAACCAAUAUGGAACAGUGCCAAAAUGAUCUACCACGCAAGCUCUUAUUAGCAUAGCCCACAAUGUUGCUAAAGCCACUGAUGGCAACGGGGCCUUAGUUAGACUUGUUCUAUUGGACUUUAGGAAAGCAUUGAUCUCAUCGAUCAUCAGUUACUUAUGGUAAAGCUCCACUCUCUGGACGUUCCGCCGAGUGUUAUAAAUUGGGUAAGAGAUUUUUUGACAAAUCGUCAACAAAGAGUAAAGUUGGCCAAUGACUGCUAUUCAGAAUGGUCCCUAGUCCCGGCAGGUGUACCCCAGGGAACCAAACUCGGUCCUUGGUUAUAUAUUCUUAUGAUCAAUGACCUCAACACAGUCAGUAACAACCUCUGGAAAUACGUAGACGAUACGACUUUAGCCGAGGUAAUACCAGGCCCAGAGGAGAGGAUAGCAAUAUUCAAUCUGCGGUCGAUGAUAUCCAAAACCAAUCCAACACUCUGAAAUUUACCCUCAACGAGGACAAAUGUAAAGAGAUGCGAAUACAAUUAAGUAGAUAUACAACACUAAUUACCAGCGGCUUCCCCUAGUGACAAUCAACGGUAAACAGGUAGACUUGGUCUUCCCAAGUAAAGUUUUGGGUUUGAUUAUCAGCAGCGACCUUAAGUGGAAUAGUCAUAUUGAUAAUAUUGUUAAAAAGGCAUCCAAGAGAUUGUACUUUUUGCGACAAUUGAAACGUGCCAAAGUAUCUACCACCGAGACGAUGUGUUUCUACUGCACUUGUAUCCGACCAGUUGUCAAAUACGCAUCUCCUGUCUUUAAUUAUGGAAUUCCAUAGGCGUACCGGGCGUAGCCCCUCCCCCAGUUCUUUGGGCAGUCGGGCAAUAUUCGAUCAACAGUCGGGCAAUUUUGGUUUGCAAUAAAAAAAUGGGACAAAUUCUGUCAAGUUUGUCUAAAAUUAAGUCAAUUUUUUUUUUGUGGGGGGGGGGAAGUCGCCAAAAAAAUUUUUCCGGAAAAAAAUUUUGGUACUAGUCGGGCAGAAUCCCGAAAAAUCGGGCAAUUUUCUUUCCGCCCCCCUAAUUUUUUCCUUCCGGUACGCCCAUGUGGAAUUCCCAUAUAUCUGUGUAAAGACAUUGAACGAAUUCAGCGACGAGCCACGAAAAUCAUAUUUCCCACCAAGUUAUAUGCCGAAGCGCUCUCCCAUUCUAAGCUUCUAACUCUUGAAGAGAGACGUCAAAUGCGUGCGACAAACUCUUCAAAGAAAUAAUGGAAGAUAAAAAUCACAAAUUGCACCCACUCCUAUAAAUACCAGACCAGACCCGAAUACUGACGUAGCGUAUUCCCUGAGAACUUCGAGAACGUUUAAAAUUCCUAAAUGUAAGACUGAACGAUUUAAAAAGUCUUUUAUAAUUGCUGCUAUAGUUCUAAUAAUGAAAGCAUGCAGCAGUCACUGAGAAUUUUAUAUAUUUCGAAAAUAACUGUUAAUUUUAACUGUAAUUAUAUAUUCUUAAAUACAUUAAUAGAGAGUAUUAUUAAUUGAAAUAGAACUUAAAGUUACAAUUAUUUUUAUUAUGUUUAGUAUUUUUAAUCAGUAAUAGAUAGUAUAAUUAACUUCUUUUGUAAAAUUUAACCGUUGUAAUUCAGCCUUUUGGCUGCAAGAUUGUUUUUUGAAUAAAUUGUAAAUUUUUAAUUGAAAUUGUAAAUUGUCUAAAAUUAUGGAAAUUAUUGUCAAAAGUUAUUCACUCUCGCGUGUGUUGAAUAUAGGCUAAUGAAUUUCAUUUCCGAAAGAGGUAGCCAAAAUAUCACAGUGUUUGGACUUUAUAAAAUCAUCAUCAGACUAAACCCGGUUUAUACUAUCAAACCGUUUCUGUGAUCACAGAAGGAGUUUUAAAUGGAUAAACUAAUACCGGAAAAAGUACAAGAUAAGGAGGUCGUCCAGUUUAUUAGCUAUCCUGUAUAAACUAGAAAUACAGAUAAUUUCAAUCUUAACUCAUGCAACAAUAGUAUGCAAGCGAUGUUUAUUCGGAUAUGCGUGUAUUUGCGUGCCACAGUAAAGAAACGUCAUCAUAAGUUGGUACGAUUGUUAGUCAGUAAAUGUAUAUUGCAAGCAUCUAGUGACUGUGACUAGUGACUGUGACUUUUUUGACUGCCCAACAUCGACCCGAGAUGUUGGGCAGUCAAAAAAGUCACAGUCACUAGUAUUUUGACUAAUUGUAAAUGUUUAUAAUUAUACUUUAUAAUCAUGUGUAAUGACUUAGUUAUGCGUAAAAAAAUUACACAAGCGGCGACAAUUUAAAAUAAACUGUAGCAAGUAUUAAAAUUGCUGCAAUGUAGCCUGUGCACAACACAGAUCUUUCUAGCUCGGGUUGAAAGACACGAUCGCGAUUUGAAGCAUUUUCGGCUAUUUGAUUUGUGUGUUUAUGGUUACAUAUACAGUUGAAACAAACACGCUAAACAAAGCCAUUAAGACGAUUUUUUAAAAUUAUUUGUGAUUACAUGCUGCCCGGACUGUGUCGAGAUUCAGUCUGGGUCAAACCGGGCUGGUAUUUCAGCCCGGGAUGAAGCUUGAUAUUAAUUGUUCAUAAUUGUCAACUGUCAAAACCUACAGUAGCUCAUGUUUCAUUCGGUGUCGGGAUUUUCCGAUGCGAGAACGUGGUUUUUAGCCAAAGUGGGGAACGCGUUUCCAAGUUUCCUCUGGAACGCGUUCCAACCGCGUUCCGAUCGCGUUCCAACCGCGUUCUGACCGCGUUGGGAACGCGUUUGGAAUGCAUUCGGAACGCGAACGCAGUGUUAGGUUAUUUCUGAGCAGUACUGUACCUACGAUUUAACGAGAAUAUCUAGAGAUUAUCCAAGAAGAUGCAUAAGUCUAACCAAUUCAGCACUGUUAAUAUAAAUUCAGUAUUUAAAAAUGGCUUUCAAGCGUUCUGAUUGGCUGCCUCAGUAGUAACUCUGAGGCAAUAGAGACUGUUUGCAGAAGCUACAAAAACAACUAAAAUACUAUUCUUCAUAAACUUCGGGAAUUCCUAUAGGCUACACGUUUCAAAAUAUUACCUCGCAAUUUAAUAAAUCACUCGUGCAAAAUGUACAAGUGCCAAGUGGUAAAUUAGAGUGUGAACCUGUGUGUGAACGGUAAAUCCAGAGUUCUAGAGCAUGUUUUAGAACUGCUAAUUAAGGUAAAUCUUAGUAGCACAAAUCUUCCACCUUAAGCCCGGAUCAAACGACGAUGAGAGUGCAUGACAGUUGGCCGUUUAUUUCGCGUCCUUGGUUAGCUGUUCUUUAUGCUUUCUCAACAUCAUGUGCUAGUUAAAUAGCUGGAACACUCAUCAAACCUCUACUUUGUUGGUCUGGAACUUGAAAUGUCCCCCGCAACAAUAUGCGUGACUGCAUAUACCAACUCUAAUUUAAUUGAUUUAAAAAUUUAUAUUGCGCGUGUUGCAUAGGAGGAUGCUCACUCGCGCAUUACAUGAUAUGAUUAUCGCAUAAAAAUAUACUAAUAGAAAAUUGGAAUAUGGCACUAAUUUAAAAACCGUCAUACAAUAAAUCUAAGAGCAAACAAGGCUGCUAUAUAUUAGUUGUCAUAGUUUUGACAGCAGUGGCGGCGGAACAGAUUUCAUUUUGGGGGGGGCUAAAUCAGUAAAUAUUUUAUUAUAAUAUGAAAAGCCAAACAAGCAAAUCGUGGGAAUAAUGGCGUAUAUUGUGUCAGUUCAAGAAUGUUGUCGACUCUACCUUCUCACCUACAAACAUAGUAAAGAUAAUCUGUUAAUCACAGAAGCGCCAUUUCCAUUAGAACAUUGCAGAUUGUUUACGUUUCCGUUAAAGUUCAAAAGUUGUCACGAGGUCCCCAAAAAGUUCAUCACGUGGCACAUAAAAAUCUAUCCAAUUUAAGUACGCGCAUCAACACGGCUAUGCCUUGAGGCUAUAAGUUAUAAGGCGGCUACUGAUUGGUUUCCUGAAUAAAUAUUUCACUGGAAACUGAUUGGCUCCUUGGAAACUGAAUGGAAUGUUCAGCUCGACCGCUUAUAAGCAGACCGUUUAUGCCAUGAGGACGUCAUUCUGCCAGGCCCAAGAAGACUAGCUAGCGCUGCCGUGGAUUGAAAGAUCAAGCGUGUUUUAUCACUUUUAUGAAAUAAACUGACAUGGCGAGAUUUCCUUUUGAUCGGUUAGAAGACACUGAAGUACGGAAGCCUUCGAAAGUACGCUUGGUUUUCUUCAUAUUAUUUCUGCUGCUGCUUAUUCUGUCCGUAACGUUCAUUGUGCUGUAUUUUAAAGAGAAGACCAAAUCUACAGAUUCCUCUGAGAAGAUCAAAUCUACAGAUUCGACAUCUGAGAAGAUCAAACCUACAAAUUCGCCAUCUGCUGGGACUUGUUUUUCUCCUGCUUGUGCCACCAGUGCAGGUAUGUUUGGGGCUGUUUUCAUUAUAUCUCCUCGCACCAAGCGUGGUUUUCGUCACAUUUCUACUGCCGCUUAUUCUAUCCGGAAUCUUCAUUCUGCUGUAUUUUAAAGUCUUUAAAGUCAAUAAAGAAAACCCAAUUAAAUCUUCAAUUUCACCGUCUGAGAAAUGUAGUUCUCCUGCUUGUAUCAGUGCUGCAGGUAUGUUUGGGGCUGUUUCAUUAUGGCGCUUUGCUGGGACAGGAUACAACUACAAAAGAAAUAAUUAAUGAUUUUUUCUGUGUUGGGCUAGUAUUCCAAAGGUCGUAGGUUCGAUUUCUACCGUGGCCAGGCAUUUUUUUCAAGCUGUGUCAGAGUAACAUCGCAAACAUCAAUUGAUUUAUUGAUUUAUUGAAAUAUAUAUAAACUCAUGACUAUAUGGCCUAUGGGCGCAUGUAACAAGGUCUGUCAAGGAGUAAUUGAAACGGGCUGAAAUUUUGUUGAUAAUGUAUUAAUUGAACAAGACUAUUAUUGCUCUUUGGCUGCAUGCUUAUUGCUCAAACAGCCUCUUCCGUUUGCAAUAUUCGGUAUUCUGUCACUAGCAAAAUAAUGAAUUCUGCGGAAUCACGAACCGUGACUUAUAUUUGAACCUACCUGCCUUUCGUAUCGUUCUGGCAAAGAAAUUCAUAAACCACCAUAUGUACAGUCUCAUAAACGCUUCCUAAAAAUAAGAAAUAACCUAUCACGAUUUUAAAACUAUACAUGUGUGUUUCAAUCCACGGUAUUUAACUUAAAUACAGAAAGUUUUUAUAAUCUGCAAAAUUCCUGCCAGACGACAGGAAGUUUAAUACUCACAAUACACUAUGCAGGUACUUCCUUUAAGGUUUUUAGUGUAUACGAUAUUGAGGAGUUGCAAGAUAUUUCAAAUCCACCCCUUCAGUACUUCCCUUGCGAUAAUAACUUCUAGUAUUAUAAUUAAUUUUUUGUGUUACAAUUGUCAUAUAAUUUAUAUAUAUUCCUGCGCGAUAACAUGCUGACAUUUGAUAUUUAUUAAGGAAAUGCUCAACGGAUGCAUGGUUACUCUCUGAAUUGAAUCAAGUCUCCCACGCAUACUAUAUGCACAUACCUAGGUACGGCCCCCUUCGUUGAUGAGAAUUGAGAAUAUUAUCACAUGAUGUUGAAAUUAGAAAAAAAAAGAAUAUACUAUGGGUAUACCCAAAGGCAAGACUGAGCCUCAGGUUUUUAAAGAAACGCUGAAGCCUUCUGGAACCCUACAAUACAAGAACUGACAAGUUAACUCUAUCAACGAAGCGAAUGCAAAUACAUACUAGGUAAUACAAAACAAGGUUUCGGUAAGACGGGCCAGCUUGGUUCCGAUAUAAAUAUAAAAUUAGGAAGGAAUAACUGACAAAAACCAAUCCCACUACUGGCACUGACUAAAGGCUAGUUUCGACUCAGGAAAAUUAUCCGUGGAAUGGAACGGACAAGAAAGUUUUUCUUUGUCUUGUGAGCUCUGGGUUGGAACUAAUGACUUUAACACAAAGAAAAAUUUUCUAGUCCGUUCCAAUCCACGGAUAAUUUUCCUGAGUGGAAACUAGCCUUAACUGUAUAGCCUGGCCUGAUGCUCUCUGGACUAGGAUUGCAUGCAUAUCAUUUACAAUAUCAACCAUUGUUAUAGUCAUCCAUAUUUGAUAUAAUGCAUCAUUAUUGAUGUAUUAUUGAAAUUCGAAGAAUUUUGAAAGAACAAGUAUGAGGCACAUGGCGAAAAAUAAGAUAGUACAUCAUCUGCAACUACUGUAUAUUUGACAUUUAUUGAUGCAAAUUCUUUCAAAAAUCAGAUCGAUUACAAAAUAAAUUAAUAUCAGACUCAUGUGAUGAACUUAAGAUAUUGACCCCUUCCCUUGUUUAGGCAAAUCCCGAUUAUACAAAAGAGUACAGCAUGUAUGUAUGUUGCCAUUGCGAUUCUGCAAUGCACACCUGUAUUUAAAAACGUUUGCCUGCCAGAAAACGUACACUAGGCGAAGGUUCUAUUUUGAAACAAGAAACAAGCAUCCACAGUUCUGUUGUAUCCACCUCACACAAUUACAUUUUAGUUUAAUGUACCGCUUUGCUUUUACUUCCACCAUUAAACAUAAAUAUCGACACAACAUAACAUUUCCCAUAACUUAACUGAAAACGACACCAACUCCUUCGCUAAUUGUUCAGUGAAAAAAUUUCUGUUUGUUCACAGCAGAUCAAUGGAUUUAUGACGUUUUGUGACGAUUUCCACUUUCUCUUGUCUUCGUGGGAAAUUCGCAGGUUUAUAAGGCUUAAAAAAAAUAUCUGUGGUUCCGGUUCCCGACCGACCCUAUUAUUUUCUGCCGACCCUAUUAUUUUUUCAACGCGAUUGACCGUGCGACUCUAUUUUCUCCAGGUGAUUGCGGGCUGCUCAUACAGCGUGCCAAAAUGGCGUCUGUUGUCACAAUAAUUAUUGAACCAAAUUUCGGAAGAGCGUCCAUAGGAAAUACGCACUUCUAGUUAAUAUUGAUGUCCGGACUCUACUGCAAAUUUGGCCCAGCAAAAAACCGGCAAAACCAUGAAAAUAAUAUUCAAAAAAAAAUUUAUUUCCGACCUACCGACCCUAAUUUUUUCACGAUAUGAAACUGGAACUACAGGUAUUUUUUACGCCUAAUGGCAAUGCUUCGCAAACGCAAAUAAUUAUGAUAUCGCAGAUAUAAAAUACUGUAUGUUUAUAAAUCAGAGUUCCUUUACAUACGUUGCGAAAAAUCUGGGAUCGACAAAAUUAAGAUGCUGCCUUUACGAAACAGCAAUAAACACUUUGAUUCAUUAAUUUUGAGAAUGUAACGGGGAGAUAAGAGCUCCAUAACGACAUUUUAUCGAAAACUAAAUAUUAAGCUAUUGCUUUUAAAUGUGCAGAAAUUGGGUUUGUACGCUGUCAUAGUCUGUCAAGAUAUGAUGGUCUGGAAGCCCUAAAAACUUCAAAGCUAUAAAUGUUGAACUGUACCUCAUCGAGCGCAAAUCUUUUGUCAAAUAUUAUUCAUCGUGAUUUGCACGUUUCAUCUCAGCUAUCCCUGUUGGACGAUUAUACUUCAUUAUACGAAAAUACAAUAAGCUCAUCCGCACCGUAACCGUGCACAAAUUAACAUAAACUCUGACAGAAACAUCAAAUACAAUGAUAUCUGUUCAGUCCCCAGACACACAUAUCUUGAUAGACUAUGUCUAUGAUGCUGCCAACCUGAAGUGGUAUUUUAACAAAGUGGCGAGAUUUUGUGAGCUGAAACCGUGAGAAUUUAAAAAUUUCCUCACGUUUUCUUAUUAUUGUGGAUUAAAUUGUAUAAAAAGUCCGAUAUUUAUUUAGCUCGAAUGAUUUAAAUCAUGAAUGCAUGUCUCUGCUAAACGUACUCCUCAUAUGUACAGCAUUUGUUUAAUAUUGGAAGUUAGAUCUUGGAACAAAAUUCAGCGUUAUAAGAGCUUUAAUCAAGUGAGCGCGAUUGUAUUAUACCUAUUAUAAGCUAAUAAAUACACUUCAAGAUUUCCUCAAAAAAUCGUGAGAUUUAAUGACUUUGUUGUGAGACCCCGUGAGAAAGCAUAAAAAAGAACUUGAAGUAUGAAAGAGUCUCACGAUAAACCUGUGUGAGUUGGCACUAAUGUUGAAAUAUCUGCUCUUGUGAUGUACAGUGCAAUUCGACACGUAUUAACAUAUCCGUCAUAGCUAGAGUUGGCAAGUAAGGUUUAGGAAUAAGUAGAUACAUAUUACAAGCCUUAUAUUUAACUGAGACUUUUUUCAUGAUUUGGCGUGCUCAAUCAAGUUAUCGAGUAUACGCGGGAAGUUGGGAGACCAGCUCUAGAUCUAGCACUUGAGCACUCCAAAUCAUGAAAACAUUCUUUUAUAAUAUUAGUCAGACAGAUAGAGGAUCAAAAUUAUGGAAAACUUACCAUAUCGUGGGACAAUUCCACGUUGCCUUCAUAUUGUGCCCUGAAGGCUAGUAAGUACGUUUCUGUAUGGUGGCCGCGUUAAAAUUUCUUGUGGGCCCCUGCCGACACGUUUUUCUUCGAAUUUUGUAUUAAACUCUAUUACAGUUAAAAAAUGUGAAAUUUCUGAUACACUUAUAAUACAAACGACUUGCAUCAAUAGAAAGGCGACAAAAAACUACAUAUGAGACAUUUAAAUGGUCAGAUGGGAUUUUCAAGUGGUUUUCGAGUUAUUGCUGUUUCAAAUGUGGAAAAUAAGCCAAAACCUGGCAAAAAUCUUGGGUACUAGUCUGAAAACACGCUUUCAACAGCUUAUAACUCAAGAAGAACUUGAAAACCCCUGGUAACCGUUUAAAUGUAUUCUAUGUAGUGUUUUGCAAGCUUUCAAACGCUGUAAGUCAUUUGUGUUAGAAAUGCAUUUGAAAUUACACAUUUUGUAACUGUAAUAGAAUUUAAUACAAAAUUCGAAGAAAAACAUGUCGGCAGGAGCACACAAGAAAUUUUAACGCGGCCAACAUACAGAAACGUAAGCUAACGUACUUACUAGCCAUCAGGGCACAAUAUGAAGGCAAAAUGAAAUUGUCCCACGAUAUGGUAAGUUUUUGAAGCUCAGAAAGGUUUUGAAAUUUAGAAAAUCUUGCAAAAAUGCAAGUUGCAGGAAAUGUUUGAUAUUUCGCCUGCAGUCGUUAUAAUCCAAAUUUCAAAUUUGACCAAUCAGUGUUCACUAUUCACGACAGUCCGCUACAUAUUUUGAGAUCAGUGAGGACGACCACCCAUGAAUGGCGAACCAUGCGCCCGCAAUAUUUGAUGAACUUUAGACUUCGCUUGUGCGUUCCUGUCCCCGGGUGUAAAUAGCCAGCCAUAAGAAAGGUCCCAAAAAUUUGUUGGAUAAUUAUCGCCCAAUCUCUAUCCUUCCAGCUAUCAGCAAGGCCUUUGAAAGUAUACUUUACGAGCAACUACAUGGCUAUUUAUCCAAUGCUAGCAUACUUUCGAAAUGUCAAUUCGGUUUCAGACGAUAUCACUCUACAACUACGGCUCUUCUUGAUAGCACUAAUCAAUGGUAUUCAAAUAUGGAUAAAGGUUUGCUUAAUAUUGUUGCUUUUUUAGAUCUUAAAAAAGCUUUUGAUACCAUUGAUCAUGAAAUCUUGAUUGAAAAGCUAAAUAUGUAUGGGGUAAAACGGCAUUUAUUGGGGUUACUUGAAUCAUACAUAACAAAUCGGUCACAAAAAUGCUUUAUAAAUGGUACAUUAUCUCAUUCUAAACCGAUUAAGUGUGGAAUUCUUCAGGGAUCGAUUUUGGGGCCACUAUUCUUUUUAGUGUAUAUUAACGAUCUGCCUAAUUGUUUAAAAUACUGUACACCGAGAAUGUUUGCAGAUGAUACGACGCUCACUGUGUGUGGCAAAUCCACACAUGAAAUUUCGUCUACUUUGAAUCAUGAUUUAAAUAAUAUUAGCGAUUGGCUAAUGGCUAAUAAGCUUUGUUUGAACCUUAGCGAAACGGAAUAUAUGCUAAUAGGAUCCAGACACAGCAUCAAUAAUCUUGUUGAUAAUCCUUGUAUUUCUGUUGAUUGUAAACUUUUGAACCGAGUCAUAGUGACUGAGUCUCUAGGAAUUCAUAUUGACCAAUUUCUCUCUUGGGAUUUUUAUAUUGAGAAAUUGACAAAGAAAAUUUCUAGUGGCAUUGGAGCGAUUUCUAGGCUUAAACCGUUUGUAUGCAGAAAUACUCUUAUUUCUGUCUACAACGCUUUAGUUCAAACAUAUUUUGAUUAUUUUGUAAGGUGUGGGAUCCGAUUGGCAGCGUUUUAUCUGAUAAACUGCAGACUCUUCAAAAUCGGGCAGCAAGAAUAAUUAUGGGUUACCCAAAUGAGCACGGAUGCUCAGAAGCUGCUUUGACUGCGCUCGGGUGGAAAACACUUAAGGAACGUCGAUUUGAAUCUAAAGCCAGACUCAUGUAUAAGAUUAUUCAUGGUUUUGCACCUACUGCGCUUACUGAAAUAUUUUCUAGUGCUUCAGUUGUCAGAUCUCAUGACUACAAUUUACGUAAUUCUGACAUGAAGCUUAAUCUUCCUUUUCCUAAAACGGAAUAUUUAAAAAUGAGUAUAAGUUUCAAUGGUGUUAAAUUGUGGAACAAUUUACCUAUUGAAGUUAGAAACGCAGAAAGCCUAGGAAUUUUUAACUCGCUUUUAUGUGCAACUAGCCUGUCACGAUCUACUAGUUUGGAAAUAUUUAAAUUUGUAUAUACGUAUCUUGUUGUUUAUUAUGUGUUUCAAUUUUUUUUCACCACGCCCCCCUUGGAAAUCAAUUUGUAUUGAAAGGGUUAGCGUGUUUAAAUAAAGUUUUACCUACCUACCUACCAAUUAGUACCCUCGCCCCGGCAUACGCCCGGAACGGCGCUCGGCGCCGUUGGCUCGGGACUAUAUCAUUGUGUUAUGGUCUGAUCUAUUACCUAUCCUGGAACUUGCACCAUACUUUAGAUAGUGUAGCCAGGAUUAAGUUAUGCCGUUCAAUUAGAAGUAUAUAUAUAUAUAUAUAUAUAUAUAUAUAUAUAUAUAUAUAUAUAUAUAUAUAUAUAUAUAUAUAUAUAUAUAUAUAUAUAUAUAUAUAAAUAUAUAUAUAAAAUAGUUUGUGUAGGGUUAUAAAAACCAAUGAUAGAGUGCUCAAUGGAUAACCAGAGACAAAAACUACUAAACAUAGGCUAUUUUAUCUGAAGAGUGCCACGUUAUUUACGUGGUACGAAACUGUAUAGUAAUAAAUAUGCCAAAGAAAGCUUGCUAAGUUUUUGUGUCUUUCUAUAUAUAUAUAUAUAUACCGUUGAAUGAAUGGCGCAAGCAAACUAUUUAGAGUAGUAUCGCCUGAAGAUCGCUUUGAAAGCGUGAAACACUGUGUAGCGAUUAAUAAAAUUUUAAGAUUAUAAUUAGUAUAUUUUGCUCUAUCAAUUAAAUUUGUUAUUGAGCACUCUUUUUGUACAACGGACAACGAUUUAUUAUUGUAUAUAUAUAUAUAUAUAUGAAAUGUUGCUGAUAACAAGAUACAAGUCUUUUCUAUAUAUAUAUAUAUAUAUAUAUAUAUAUAUAUAUAUAUAUAUAUAUAUAUAUAUAUAUAUAUAUAUAUAUAUAUAUAUAUAUAUAUAUACAGCUAAUUCAAAAAAGGUUGUCCUUUGCAAACCUUAAACUCUAAACCUUAAACUUUAAACUCUGAGCGCGCAAAGCAUAAUGGGAGCACAAAUUUCAAGCUUAGCAGUUGUAUAUUGCAGCGGUUUGUGAGUGAAAUGUUUUCACAGGGAGAUGUUUACCAUGUCUCUGAGAAAUGGGCUCCAUAUAUGCUUUCUAAACUGCUUAAAUCGUGCUCCCAUUACGCUUUGCGCGCUUACAGUUUAAGGUUUAAGGUUUUAGAGUUUAAGGUUUGCAAAGGACAACCUUUAUUGAAUUAGCUGUAUAUAUAUAUAUAUAUAUAUAUAUAUAUAUAUAUAUAUAUAUAUAUAUAUAUAUAUAUAUAUAUAUUUUAAAGUUUUGCUGUGUUUAAUGGAGUUAUUGAGCACGCAUUUCAGCCAAUCAAAACGUUCUUAUAUAACAUGUAUAUUAUAAUUGAAUUUUGAGGAUUUCGUAACGAUAAAAUGGAUCACGACAAAUCGGGACACGACGUCAAUUGGCGUCAAAACGUCGCAGCUUUACUUCGGCAUAGAGCUGCUGUUUAUCGCCUUUAUUUAUUCAGUAAUACGAAUUCAGAAAGGCAAUUUCUGGCGAAUUUUCUCACGCUAUCCAUUAUUUUUUGCCUCCCAAAAUCGCGUAAUUUCUAAUACCUGUACACGCAAAUACGCCACAGCAUACCUAUAUUUUUUACCAUUUGCAGCAUAUAUUCACUCAUAAUAAUUGAUUAUUUUUCUCGAGUUCAAAUCUAGUGUUAUGUAAAAUUCAGGAUGAUGUUAUUUCCGUUUUCAUAAAACUUUUAUACAAGUUUACAAUGGCCAGGAAUCUUAAGGCACUUAAAAUGUAUUUGAAUAAUUCAAAUUAAAAGAUACACCUUGUGUCUAAUUUGAAUACUUGUUUUACCGUGUUUGAAUAAAUUUCCUGCAUCAAAUUAUAAACAAUAGCGAAAAACCUGUGAUUGUGUUUACUUUCGGCUAAAUUUACAAGCUCCCACUUUACAACUGCAUGCAUGAUUAGUCAUAUACGAUUCUUAUUCUGGUGUAUGCAAUCGGGACACGGCGUCGAUUGGCGUCAAAACGUCGCAGCUUUAAACUGAAGGGAGAGGAAUUGUGGCAUCAGCAGUAGUUUUCAUACAUACCUGAUUUAAAGUAACUAGAAGCGUUUUCAGUUGACAUCAGGUGUUAGACAGAUUAAAAUUAAAGCCAGUUGGUAUUUUUUUUCAGAUAUUCUUAACAAACUCGAUGAAUCCACCAAUCCAUGUGAUGAUUUUUACCAGUAUAGUUGUGGCGGAUUCUUAAACAAAACUCAUCUACAUGAUGGUAAACCGUACUUGGAUUCAUUCAGUGUAGCAGAGGAUUUCGUUCAAAAUGCCUUGAAAGAGAUAUUGCAAAAUGAUAACUUGAUGUCAGAUUACUCAGAGGUACUGUAAUUUAUUAUACUGUAACUUACUGUUAUUCGUAACAUUGGAAAAGUGAUAAAAUGUCGUACAUAAGAACCAGUGUAUUAUGGGCCACCAUGCAGGCUGAAAUACAGGCAGUUAUUAAACACCCAAAAUUCAAGAACCACUUCUGUCUUCAAUGGAAAAGUUUGACUAAAAAACUUCAGUAUAAUAAUGCAUUCACAUGUAGUGACUCAAAAUGACGCAAACUUAUGACCAAAUUUACUUACUUUGUAAAAGUAAAUCUUUAUUAACACAUAAAAAUGGAGUUGAUUUAAACUUCACUCAAAAUAUUUAAUGAAUACUAGCUAAAUUUGCUUCUAUAACUGUGGGUACAUUAUUUUAUUCGAAUCAAAAUAUACGCAGGGAUUUUACAGUGUUCAUGUUGACAAAUUGCCUGGUUCGCAAGCUCAGAUUGCCAUGAGUGCAAAUAAAUUCUUAUACGGGAACGGGUAAAGUAUGAGCUAGAAUAAUUUGCUUAUUUUUUAAUGAGAUUUAGAUCAUUGGGAAUUAAGGACAUUUGCAUGCAUCAGCAAUUUUGCUUGCAAUGGGAUUUGGAAAUCAGUGUGUGAGAUUUAGACACAAUUUUGACGGGGGGAAAUAGGAUUGAAAACAUCUUUUACCAUCCGCGUAUAUGCACUGUAAAAACAAGUCCGUUAAAAUAACCAAUUUGAAUUGGACAGGUUGUCCCAGGUGCAAAAAAAUGGGUUAUUUUAACCCAAUUUUUCUCAGAGCUACUUUAAUUAUCAUACUGUUAUUCAUAACAUAAUAUUGGUCAAAAUAAAUGCAUCUGAGGCAACCAAUUCUGAUUGGUUAUUUUAUCCAAUCUGAGUGUUUUUACACUAGUCCAACGGACAUGCACAGAUAUUUGAGAAAAUCAUGCACUUUGUGAAGAAAGCACCAAAUUCACAGGAAGUGUAGACUUUAACAUGAUAAUGAAUCUUAGAUAUGGAGGCAUCACCAAAAUUGAUACUGACGGCUUAAAAUUUAGGAUUUCUUAUAUUCUCUUAUUAAUCUCUUAUACAAUUAAAAAUUGUGAAAUUGCAGGUUCACAUAUAGCAAAAAUGACAUGCGUCAUUAGAAAGCUUACAAAAAACUGCAUAUAAGACAUUUAAGCAGUUACUUUGAUUUUCCAACUCCUCUGGAGUUAUGAGCGGUUUAAAAUAUGUUUUAGGGCUAGUGUCCAGGACUUCGGCGGGAUAUUUGCCUAUUUAUCACGUUUUUAAAUAGCAAUGAAUGGAAAACCGCUUGAAUAAUCAAUCAACCGUUUAAAAGUCUUAUAUGUAGUUUUUUGUAAGCUUUCUAAUCAUGCAAGUCAUUUUUGCUAUAUGUGAACCUGGAAUUUCACAAUUUUAAACAGUAAUAGAGUUUAAUAAGAGAAUAUAAGAAAUCCUAAAUUUUAAGCCGUCAGCAUCAAUUUUGGUGAUGCCUCCAUAUCUAAGAUUCAUUAUCAUGUUAAAGUCUACACUUCAUGUGAAUUGGGUGCUUUCUUCACAAAGUGCAUGAUUUUUUACUUUUCCGCUGAACUACACUGUGAAAUCAGAAUUAGCAGAACUAAGUCUGCAUGCUUGAUUUCACACUAAAGCCGGUUACAGACGAGCAAGAUUUCUAUGACAAGUUUUUAUGUGACAAGUUUUAUUUGCUCGUCUGUACACGCAAAUUCAGUGACAAUUUUUUCUAUGACAAGUGCACUCGUUCAACUCAUGCCAGCUUUUGAACAAGUGCACUUGUCAAAAAAAUUUUGUUCGUCUAUAUGGGUCAACAAAGAAAACUUGUCAAAGUAAUCUGAGCAUUUGAUGUGAUUGGCCAGCGUUCGCGUUGUCCACUGUACUAUUACAUUGCUGGCUACUAAUAAAUUGUCAAAGUAAACUUGUUGAGACGUUCACACCAGUAAAUAAAACUUGUCAUAUAAAAUUUGUUGCAUAUGCACACGUGCACUUUGCAAAUAAAACUUGUCACAUAAAAACUUGUCAUAGAAAACUUGCUCGUCUGUAACCGGCUUAAGUAUAGGCCUAUAAAAUUAUAUGUUUUAUCAAAAACAUUUCAGACAAAUUUCACAUGUGAAAAUGCCUCACGUGCGAAGUGUUCCAAUUCCAUGCACAUACAAUAUAAAAAGGUCACAUGUGAAAACUCUAAAUUUCACAUCGAAAAUGACGAUUCUCACAUCUGAAGUUCCAAUUCCACAUAAAAUUUUACAUGUGAAAUGAUGUGUGGAAACGAUGUGUGGAUUUUCCUUGCGGGUUAUUUCACACAGAAAAAAUCAUUAAAACUGAUAAACCAACCCCACUAUGACAUCCCAAUCUCCAACCUCUCCAUUGUGUUUAGGAUUCAGCUGUUUAUAAAGCCUUCACAUUCUACAAAUCCUGUAUGAAUGAGAAUUAUAUUAAAAAUGAUGGGGUUCAACCAAUUCUUGACGCGAUCGAGAAACAUGGCUCCUGGAAUAUCACCAACAAGGACUGGAAUGGAGAUUCUUGGAAAUUAGAAAAAAUUCUUGCCAGGGCAUUGGUUGACCUUAACACUCCAGCUUUUCUAUCUUGGGGUAUAUCACGAAGUCUUUUUGACACAACUAAAAAGUUUGUCACGGUAGGUUGAAGAGUUGAAGAAUAGACGUUUUCCAAGGUAUAGCUUUUUUUAUUCUGUCUUGAAAAGUUUAUUUUCUGAAUUGUGUUGUCCCUAUCGUCCUGGCUAUUUUAACCAGGAUUCCUGAUUAAUUUAACCAGUUAGGCUAUAUGGUUGAAUUAGCCAGACUAGGUUAGGUGGAUUAUUAACCAGGCAUUCUGGGUUAUAGAUAUAGAUAGUUUGGUUAAUUAGUCUGGAGCAUUAAUUUUAGGUUAACGAGGAAAUUUUUGACCAGAGUGGUUGAGAGUAUUAAAAGGCUUGCAAACUUGCAAUUUAUUGUAUGUUCCGACUGGGCACAAUAUUAGAAGCUCAAUAUUAAGGUAGCACAGUGGGGGAUUUACAGGAAGUUUAUUAUAAGGGAAAUGCGAAAUUUGUAUUAGCGAAAGGUAAUCUCAGCUAGGUAUGUUACAGGAUUAAGCUUUUUGAAGUUGGCCUGCAACCCAACAGUUGAAGCGCGCAUUUAGAAAGUGAAAUUUUUCAAAGACUAUGGCGUAGCGUCGGUUCAUGGCUUAACUGCCUAACUUCUGCUGCCGUCUUUGUAAAAUAUUGGUCAAUGUUGCAUUAUUAGAGCUUACCACUUUACUUUAAAGGAUUCCAGAGUCAGGCAAUUUAAUUAGUAUACUUUUAAUUUGGGAGUGAGGUAGGGGAGGGGGUGUUCUUUCUAUCGAAUGCAGCUGCUAAAUCAGAAAACUAAUUUAGUCGUCCGUUAGAACACCAAAUCGUGGUGUUAUUAAACACCGGAAUUGGUUGACACUUAAUGUACUGUGUUAACGUUCUCUUUCUUGAAUACCAUAUAGAUCGGUGGAGGAAUUUCUGCUUAUGACAGAGGACUAGAUAGGAAACGAUCUCAUUCGAGAUUCCCGCAAGAUUACUUAGAAGAUAAGGUAG